Schizosaccharomyces osmophilus is the source of this 1422-nucleotide messenger RNA. Its product is annotated as serine/threonine protein phosphatase with TPR repeat. NCBI's taxonomy places the organism in Eukaryota, Fungi, Ascomycota, Schizosaccharomycetes, Schizosaccharomycetales, Schizosaccharomycetaceae. Bases 1 to 1422 code for a protein of 473 amino acids. The record is from RefSeq and is a predicted model, not a curated record. The transcript has a single exon. Gene Ontology annotation, cellular component: cytosol; nucleus. Gene Ontology annotation, molecular function: protein serine/threonine phosphatase activity; protein binding.
AUGGUUAAAAGUGCAUUAACAUUGAAAAAUGAAGCCAAUAGCGCUCUAAAAGAAGGACAUGUUCCUAAAGCUGUAGAGCUCUAUUCUGAGGCAAUCAAACUUGAUUCCCAAAAUGCUAUUCUUUAUUCGAAUCGUUCAUUUGCGUACUUCAAGCUGGAGGACUAUGGACUUGCUAUUAUUGACGCUACGAAAGCCAUUGAAAUUGAUCCAAAUUUUGCGAAAGCUUAUUAUCGGAGAGCUUCUGCUCACAUAUCUCUUUUCCAGCCUAAAGAGGCGGCGAAGGACUAUAAAAUGGCUGUUAAUAAAGCCCCGAACGAUGCUACUGCUCGCUCAAAACUUCGAGAAUGUGAAGGAUUAUUAAAAAAAAUUCGAUUCCAAGAGGCCAUUCAAGUAAGUGAUCCUCCAUCUGCCUUGGCAAAUAUAAAUAUCGACGACAUGGAUGUUUCUGCCGACUAUGAUGGUGUCAAACUUAAAGCCGUAAUGACUGAAGAGUUUGUCCUCGACAUGUUGGACCGUUUCCAAAACGGCAAAAAGUUACCUUUGAAGUAUGCCUAUAGUAUUUUGAGGGAUAUCAAGGAACAUUAUGAGCAGGUCCCUUCAAUGGUCGAUGUUCAUUUGAAAGAUGAUGAAACUUUGGUAGUUUGCGGUGAUACUCACGGUCAGUUCUUUGAUCUUUUAAAUAUUUUCAAGUUACACGGUUCUCCAAGCCCUACCAAUAAGUAUCUUUUCAAUGGCGAUUUUGUCGAUAGAGGUUCUUGGUCUACUGAAGUUGCAUUUACUUUAUACGCUUUUAAACUCUUAUACCCCGAUUCCGUUUUCUUGAACAGAGGUAACCAUGAAACCGAUGACAUGAAUAAGGUUUAUGGUUUUGAAGGAGAAUGCAAAGCUAAGUAUAAUGAAAGAACCUUCAACAUUUUCUCAGAAACUUUCAUCGCGCUACCUCUGGGUACUUUGAUUGCUGACACCUAUUUGGUAUUGCAUGGCGGUUUGUUCUCUAACGAUAAUGUUACUUUGGAUCAACUUCGUAAGAUCGAUCGUUUCAGUACGAAGCAACCAGGUCAGUCAGGACUUAUGAUGGAAAUGCUCUGGACUGAUCCCCAAUCUGAACCGGGCCGUGGAGUUUCGAAGCGUGGUGUUGGUUUGCAAUUCGGUCCAGAUGUAUCUAAAAAGUUUUGUGAAGCAAAUGGAUUGCGUGCCAUUAUCCGGUCUCACGAAGUUCGGGACCAAGGUUAUGAAGUCGAACACGACGGUUAUUGUAUCACAGUUUUCAGUGCUCCCAACUAUUGUGACUCUACCGGAAAUAAAGGAGCUGUUAUCAAAGUUAAGAAGGAUAUGGAACUUGAUUUCCAGCAAUUUCAAGCUGUUCCUCAUCCCAAUAUUCGCCCUAUGGCUUAUGCAAAUGGAUUACUAAGUAGCAUGUGA